Porites evermanni is the source of this 1849-nucleotide messenger RNA. The record is from the annotation of a GenBank genome assembly. Lineage: Eukaryota; Metazoa; Cnidaria; Anthozoa; Scleractinia; Poritidae.
AUGGCGUCCAAAGGAGAUGUACGUUUUGUGUGGAAUGUAUCUUGUUUUCCUUUACGAAGAUAAAUUAACUUUCUGUCUAAUAACGUUCUUGUUCCUUUGCAUUACUAACUAGGCUCUGAGAAAUGCAGUCGAUCAAGCUACACAAGCGGGCGAAGAAUUUAGCAAUGUUUACUAUGAAACAUUCGAUAAAAGACGUCAUGUGAGUUAACGCUGUAGCUAAAUUAAUUUGAUUCGUGGUAAAGAAGUAAACUUCCUUUAAGCUUAUAUUUCCCUUGUUGCUUUUUUUUUUUCCAAUUAAUAUAAAACUGUUUUGAAUUGUUUUUUUCACACACAGCUAAUGUCAAAAUUGUAUUCGGCCAACACGACGAUCGUGUGGAAUGGGAAUGUAGUAAAAGGAGGCCCAGAAGUUAUCACAGAUUUCUUUAACAAUCUUCCUGCUACGGAGCACACUUUAUAUUCCUUGGACUGCCAGCCUGUGUCAGGUAUUUAAACUAUGUUUUUAAGUACCUAUAUGAAACAUAUGAUAGAACCGACCCUUAGUUAACAGAACGUCUGCAUGCAAUGCAAGGAAUGUAAGUUAUAACCUAAAUUAUGUGAAGCACGCUUUUUUGGCGUCUCGGCUUAAAAAUACGAGGUAACGCCCUUGUGAAAAGGUCUGACUACAUUGUGGUACAAUCAGACUAUUAAGUGAACGAUCUGGCUUGGGAUGAUCUGACCAUGGAACAAAGUAACGGGAUACCAUGCCUAAUGACCCCGAAGAUCCCUAUACCAAAGAGAAUGUGAAGAAAUUGGAAAUGGUACAGAGACGUGCCACUUUGUAUGUCUUAAACCGGUGCAAUAGACCUUGUCACAGUUGUUGAUGCCCAUUUGACGAGUAGGCAAACGUACGAGAAAUUACAGUGUUUGUAUGAGAAUCUAAUGUGGAAUAAUUUCUGUAAAACGGCUGUUAUGAAAAUAAUAUCAAUUGUAAACUAAACCUACAAAGAAAAGGAUUGCACUAUAAAAUGCCGGGGGUAAACUUGUGCUUAAAUUUCUCCAGAGGCUUGCUUUAGAUUUUUUAUAUAUUUGUCUGUAGUUUUGCCUGAGACUUUCUUACAGACAAAUGUAUAGAAAAUUUAAAAAAGUGGUUCUAGGUCUUUUAGCACAUGUAAUGCCCUCAUUUUUUUUCAGUAGAAUCCUUAGGAGUGAAGCUUUAGUUUACAAUUGAUAUAUCUGAAGCCACUGGGCCGAGUUAGUUGUCAUGUCAACAACCAAGCUUUUGAGGUCCCAUUCACUUUCACUGAUUAUUAUAAAUUCCCCUACUUCCCCAGAAAAAUAAUUCAUUGGAACGUUUUGCCAAACGAGACAGUAAAUACCUCUUCUUUGACGGCAUUCACAAACUGCCUUUAAUUUAAUUUAUAUAUUGACCGCUGGCCAAUUAUUACCUAUUUGCAAGCAACAUCAGUUAUUGUGAUGGAGGCAAAUAAAUGGUAUAUCUUUAUACAUAGAAUUUUGGUGAUUAAGGUUAGGAAACUGAGUGAAUCAGAUUCCAUUUAGGUUCACUAUACUGGGAAAUCAUCCUAAAACUUGAUUCACUCAGCACUGAACUUCAGAGUCAUUCGCGCUCGCCAUUCUGCAAAAUACCCCUGCUUUCCUAUAAGAAUUUGGGAUAGUCACCAGAAUAGCCUUUUUUUCUUAUUAUCAUUCAGACCAAGCCAUUCCUGGCCAGACUACAGUUCUAGUUGUUGUCGAGGGAUUGGUCAAGUUUGAUGGCCACAAAGCAGAACAUUUCUCCCAGAACUUUUUAUUGACUGCUGAAGGUGGAAAAGUGUGGAAAGUAGCAAGUGACUGCUUCAGAUUUAUAGGAUGA